Exaiptasia diaphana is the source of this 3368-nucleotide messenger RNA. RefSeq lists its product as uncharacterized. Bases 110 to 3247 code for a protein of 1045 amino acids. The transcript has 2 exons. The record is from RefSeq and is a predicted model, not a curated record. Lineage: Eukaryota; Metazoa; Cnidaria; Anthozoa; Actiniaria; Aiptasiidae.
AAAGCCUAUCACACAGUGAAGUYAUUUUUGAUCGGACGAAMGSAUUUCAUAACCCUCAAAGCGAAAGGAAACACAGAAAGGAAAUACUCGUACGCGCCUCUGAAAUAAUAUGGAGAGAAACCGGAGUAACAUGGCUUUGUUGUUGCUGAUGGCUUUGUUGAUGAUGAUGUUUAUUGGAGUCCAGAGCCAAAACCCARACGUUCCUCUGGCCGUGAAGAACCUUCUGAAGGCAAAGAUACAAAUGCAUGAUCACAUGCUUGCCAUGAAAAGGGAAAAAAUUGUUUCAUAUGAAAUAGUUUCGCGGGCCUUGAAGUUUAUCAAUCUGAGAGACAAGAAAGGUGACCAAGCAGUAAAGGACGCGAAAUCCCGUGAAAGAGCACGUUUCAAGGCGUUUAUUGACAUCCUUAUAGAUCUAAAACAACGAGCUAAAGAGUUUUAYGAKGCAGUAAAGGUCUCAUCCAUGGACGGRUCUUCGAGACAGAGCCUCGAAGACUUCAGGACCUACACCAAGGCCAAYGAGGAUGAAUACCAGGCCUUCGAUAUCUURUUGGCAAGCUUCACAYUGGCGUACAAUAACAAUCGCCGAGCAUGGCUCUUAUUCCGCCACAUCCGUCGAAGUAUAACUAAUUCUGGUGGAGUUCGAAUGGAAUCCGUAUGUCAAUCUGUCAAAACAGCUAGAGACAAAGACCCGCAUUCCCUGCCAGAUCUACACRCCAUAACAGURACYGARAUUUGCCCCAACGUMAACACGUGUACAAGAAAACAAAMAAUCUAUACCAAYAAGUGCAAAAACACGAUACCAUUGCCACAAAAGAAAAAAGAGGAAAAGCGAAAGMAGAAAGCAAAUUGCAGCCMAAUGAAAUAUGUAGAACACAACGUGUGGGAAGCCUGCACAGUUUUGGGGUCGGCGUGGCAUGGCCUCCGAUGCAACAUACAACAAGCUAUACCAAUGAUGACAGGAAUGUUGAAGUACCAAAUCAAUGAAAUGAUUUAUCAAGUUUUAUGCCCUAAAAACUGCAAAUCAGGGAAGUGUAACUCUCAGGGAACGUACGAGAGGUUAAUAGAAGAUAUCAACCGUCUUAUUGGAUUCACUGCAUCACUCAAACUGUAUUACGACACUUUUCAGUUCUGGCAAAACUUAUUCACAGAUGCACUUAAUCGUAGAGCGUUUUCAAAACUAGAAGUGGCUCUUCAGAUUGUCGAGGGGAAYAAGAAUGACUUCCAAAUUUCCACCUAUCAGUGUAACCUGGUYAAGUACGAAAAGGCCUGUCCAUAUGCCGACAUAUUCAGGCAAUUUASCAUGAUAAAGAAAGUACAGSAGAGGAGAAACGGCAACAYCAGAGUCAAAGACCUUCGCCAGUAUUCCAAAGUGAACCACGCUGAGAUGWUAAAGCUUCAGAGAGARGAUCUCAACUUUGCUAAACUUAUAGGUGAAAUCAAACAGCUAGAUAGWAAYUUGAAGGCCUCAAUAAAGGGAAUUUCCAGAUACUUUGAGGGUCUGGCUGRCUUCGAUGAAGGUAUAGCGAAWGCUGACGUUGGAUUYAUCACAUCAAGUUUAGACAAGUUUGAAAGURGCUUGACAACAGUGCAAAGCAAACUAAUCGACGACAUCACAAAAGCCAUAAAUCUAAUGCAAUAUGUACUUGCUGGAAACCUGGCUGACGCAAUUGUCAAACUUGCGACCUCCGUGGCAUUAAACAGCAAUCCCUUAAAAGUGAUCUUUACCGGACCAGAUUUGACUGAUGUUCUGGAUCGCGCUGACGCAGUGGCGAAUGCAGUUUCAAAUGCAGUAAGGGGGUCUGCAUUAGUUCUAGCUAUAAAAGGAUUAGCAGAUGAYGCCCAAAAUUUAAACAAGGCAUUCACAGUCAACUCAAGGCAGCUUGCUUCAUUGGAUAAGUUAGUAAAAAAAAUAAGGAAUAAACAGAGUGCUGACGCGGGAACGGACGCUGAUGAAUUUCUAAACGACUACGGGGCCUACACCCCUGCGGCAGACCUCUCAAAAUUGGAAAAGAACAACGCUUUGUGGUCCGMUUUCAAAGAUUCUAUCUGCGAMAUUCUUUAUGGCGACGUCGGAAUAGGUGGAUCUGUACCUAAGUCAAUUGCUGGAGGAAAGCUAAUCUGCGAGAGACUUGRAGGAACUCUUGCCCAGUAUUUCACCCUCAGAGCACAAAUUUAUGAUUUUCAGUUUGAUUUAGUUGACAGCCUUGCUGCAGUCGUCCGCGGAAAUAUUGCCAAACGUCUCUCAAGAGAUAUCAACAAAGGAACCSAUGAUCUUAUGGAUGCAAAGCAAAUAGCGACCGGUUUCUUCUUGGCGCAGUACAAGAUUCAAAAGGUGUCGUCUGUUUACUGUGACAUACUGGAGUACAAACAACUUGGGACGCGUGUGGAUGCUUGUGCAACUACAGAUGGGCUAUUGAGAGGGCAAAAUAUAAAAGAACUWAUCGCUUAUGCAGACAACACUCCUUACACCGAAAUAACUAGAAACGUGUAUAUCCCGACCCGAGCUGGUGCAAACGGCCAUAUCGACACUGGAAUCAUAGAUCUGGACGCUUUAUCAAAGGGACGAAAGGUUUUAUUUAAGAUCCCAGUUGAUCAAGCAUGGCUUCAAAAGUACCAAUGGCUUUUACCUGGUGAAACAGUAAUUCCAUUCAUCAAAAGCAUGAAGCUUUUUCUCCCUCACAAAGUUUACGACAAAAAUAUAGUCUUAACCACACAGAUAACUCUCACUUCUGUGGCUGGAAGCUCUGUUACAACCAUAAAUCCCACCACAGGUGUGGUUUACCUAUUACCUGAUCCRCAAAAYGAGUACCUGACAAUCUACAAAGAAGGCGCCUACAGCAGCUGCUCAAAGGAGAUUACCAACCCUUACAGCCUUUGCAAGAACCUUCCGAAAAUUUGUGAUUUAACACAGCGUGUUUCGACCCCCAAAAGCCUUCUCCCAACAAUCUUGUCUACUUUUAGUCUAAAAGCGAAGAUAACUAAAGGUGGAAAUGAUGUGAAAUACGAUGCACCGAAYCCAGGCAGCUUAUUGCUCAUAAGAGCCAAGGUUAUCUUGAAGAUGCCACCGUCCGGGGCCAAGAGGAGUAAAGUCCCAAAGCCKGCUCCUAGUUCAGGUGUGGUUAUGUCCAAAGAUGGCUGCUGCAAGGGUCAAUAUUACAGGUUGUCGUUGGAUGACCUGAGUUGCGGCCCCUGUCCUCGGGACACAACCGCCUAUCAUGGUGGAUUGUACUGUCAGAUCAACAAAUAGAAAGAUGAAUAGUCAAUGAAGCUAAAGGAACCAUUAUCCAAAAUUAAAUGAGUCAUUGUUGUGUAUACCAUCAAUGACAAAUUAUGUAUCUAAUAAAUUGAAGACUAAUAAAGUCUCUAAU